Bombina bombina (fire-bellied toad) is the source of this 2707-nucleotide messenger RNA. RefSeq names its product zinc finger protein ZFP2. Bases 161 to 2065 code for a protein of 634 amino acids. Gene Ontology annotation, molecular function: DNA-binding transcription factor activity, RNA polymerase II-specific; RNA polymerase II cis-regulatory region sequence-specific DNA binding. Gene Ontology annotation, biological process: regulation of transcription by RNA polymerase II. The record is from RefSeq and is a predicted model, not a curated record. The transcript has 8 exons. Lineage: Eukaryota; Metazoa; Chordata; Amphibia; Anura; Bombinatoridae.
CUUGAGCAAGAUGGGAACUAGACACUGUUGCUUGAGCUGGUUUCGCUGCUGCUGUCCUGGAUGUUUGGGAGAAAAGCACUUUUCGUGACUGCUGUGACCGGAGAGGCGGGAUAAGUGUGCGGUUUAUGGUUUAAAGUAUACACAACAGAGGAACCAUUGGAUGAUACCUUGGAACAAAAUAGAACAUGCCAGCCCAUUAACUGGGUUAUGUAUAGAGGAUAUCAGGAACAAAUUGGAUAAUAUUAAGCUUCUGACUCGCCUAUUAACCAUGAAUGAUGACGAGAAAAAGCUUCCUGAAAGAAUCCUGAAAGGCAUCCUAGAGGUCCUCUCCCUGCUGACUGGGGAGGUCACACUUGUACAGCAUCUGAGUAACUCACUAACGGUGAAGGAGAUGAACAGGGACAAGAAGAUAUUUGAUAGAAUUAUGAAUCUCAUUCAGGAGAUUAUGCGCUUGAUGACCAGAGAGGAGUACACCAGUGUGAAGAAGAACCUCCCCCACAGCAGCAUUCAGCAUCUGACUAGAGAGGGUGAGGAUUCUGCAGUCUCUCUAUCAAUGGAAGUUUGGGAAUAUCCUGAAGGGCAGAUGGAAAUGUGUGUGAAUCGCAGGGCGCUCAAAUCCUUGGGGAGUGUAUCACCCGAGAGCACAGGAAGCCAUGAUGAAAAUGUAGGCACCAUAUUAAUCGGUGAGGGGGGAAAGUAUACGAGAGAAAAAAAGGAUAUUAAACAGGAGGAAACUGAGACUGAUUUAUGUGCAGCAGAUACAUCCAAUACCAAUGAUGUCAUAGAAGAAUUCCAGAACAAAGUCCAUACACCAACAGAGGAUACCAACAGUGUCUCCCAGUUGGCACCCAGGGAUUUUCCUCUACAGCAGAAAGGAGAUUCCCCAUCUGCCUCUUAUCAAUACAAGGACAAAGCACAUCCUUCACAUGAAAAGUUUAAUAAAAAUUUGAAUAAUAAAGCAUCUGGGACUAGAGUAAUUGAUAAGAAAUCAACAACAGUCUGUACAAAAUCAGCCAGCAGCAUGUUAGAUUGUAAGAAAGAGCAAACAGAAGAGGUGGUUAGUUCAAAGAGCAAGCAGUUUAUUAUAGAAUCUAAGAUUGUAGAUGCAAAUCAUGAAUCCCAGCCAAAAAAGAAACAAUAUGAUUGCCCUGAUUGUGGAAAAGUGUUUAUAGUAAAGUCCAAGUUGGUUGAACACCACAGAAUUCAUACAGGAGAGAAGCCAUAUGUUUGUCCUGAUUGUCAAAUGGCUUUUACUAAAAGGUCACAUCUUGUUAGACACAGUAAAACUCACACGGGUGAGAAACCAUACGUAUGCCAGACAUGUGGGAAAGGCUUCUCUGAAAGGGCAAAUCUGAUUAAACACAACAUAAUUCAUACAGGUGAAAAACCAUAUGUAUGCCAGACAUGCGGGAGAGGUUUCUCAGAAAGGUCCACUUUAGUUAGACACAAUAGAAUGCAUACAGGAGAGAAACCAUAUGUUUGCCAGGAAUGUGGCACUGCCUUUUCUAAUAGGUCAAGCCUGGUUAAACACCAGAUAAUUCAUACCAAUGAGAAGCCAUAUGUUUGUGACAAAUGUGGCAAAUGUUUUACUCAAAAUGCUAGUCUUAUUAAGCACAAUAAAACUCACUCUGGAGAAAAACCUUAUACUUGUAGUGACUGCGGGAAAAGUUUCUUUGAAAAAUCAAAUCUAGUUACUCACUACCGAACUCAUACAGGAGAGAAACCCUAUGUGUGUCAGGAAUGUGGGAAAGGCUUUGCAAACAAAUCAAAUCUUGCUGCACACCAAAUUAUUCAUACUAAUAAGAAGCCAUAUGUUUGUGAAACGUGUGGGAAAUGUUUUACUCAAAAUGCAAGUCUUUUUAAACACAACAAAAUUCACAGAGGGGAGAGGCCACAUGCUUGUAAUGAAUGUGGGAAAAGUUUCUUUGAAAAAUCUAAUCUGGUUACACACUAUCGAAUUCAUACAGGAGAAAAACUGCAUAUUUGUCAGGAAUGUGGUAAAGCCUUUGCUAACAAGUCAAAUCUGAUUGUGCACUGUAGAGCUCAUACUAGGGAAAAAACAUAACUUGUUAUUUAUAGGGAUACAGUACUAGUUUCAAUAGAUUUAUGAAAAUUGUAUUACUCUUAUCAGGGUAAAAAUGGUUAAAAGAGCAUUCUAGUGCCUAAUUCUUUCGAUCACACAUAAUUUGCACUGUUGAGGCUCCAUUUCUAUUUAACCUCCACAAAGAGGCACAUAGUUAAAGUUCUGCUCAUAAACCACUGGUCUUGAGCAGGAAACAAACAGCCAGUUGGCAGUGGCAGUUUCACGACCCUGCACAUUAAAGGCUGUGUCCAACCUGCAAUUGUGAAAUCGCCAUCAAAUUUACGCAUUCCCCAUUGGAGUCUAGGGAGAAAAGAGAGUUUUUAAAAAUCCUAAUGUCCUAACAUAAGCCCCUAGUCUCAUAACCCCUAAACCGCCCCCCACAUCGCCAACAACUAAAUAGAUUUAUUAACCCAAACAGACGUCCCCCCACAUCACAACUUUAAAUUAAAGUUACAAUAUACUAACUUCCUUAAAAUAAAUAAAAACCUACCUGUGAAAAAAAAUUAAAACCUAAGUUUAAACUAAAAAAAAACAUUACUUGUUUAAAAAAUAAAAAAAUACCAAAAAUAAAAAACCUAACAUUACAAAAACAAGUAAUAAAUCUAAAAUUACAAAAAUAAAAAA